Molecule: messenger RNA, 2883 nt
Organism: [Torrubiella] hemipterigena
Lineage: Eukaryota; Fungi; Ascomycota; Sordariomycetes; Hypocreales; Clavicipitaceae
Source: the annotation of a GenBank genome assembly
GCUAGGUCACGCUUACGCUUACGGCGCCCACCCAGCUCGCAGCGACCUCCCCCACGCGGGACCCAUGCAUAUAGUGCUUUCAUGACUAUCACACAGGUCUCAUAAAUUGUAAACUCUCGAUAGCCUAUCGGCAUUGAUGACUACUGCAUUUCCACGUGGCGCACCGUGAACUUCCAAGACGGAUUUCCAUUCAGCCUGAGGCUGGGGCUGAAUAGUGUUCUUGACGGUACUUGGUUUGGCUUCUUGGCUCGACAGCCGCAGCGGCAAGGUGAGAAACUAGCGUGCCCACCGCAAGAACUGAUGAUGAAAUGUCAACAGAAAAGCUGGUCCAAUAUGAAAAAGCAGAUACCGAAAACAGCAAGCUAUGCGGACUUGGUGUCAGGAUAAGCUUGGUCGGGGUUACAUUGGCCCAGAGCACCAGCCAGUUCGUUCCCUAAUUAAAUUCUGACUUUUAAUGGAACCUCGGAUCGAUGAGGCUGUAAAAGGAUUGAAGACCAGGACGUGGAUAUAAUUACAGUUCCUUGUCCGGUUUCGCUUCCAUGCCAUAUUUGCGAUUCGGAUAUCUUUCACCUGCGUCUCGCUUAGCGUGUAGUCCUCGUCUUCAUAUAUACCCCCCAUCGACUUACACGCGCAAGUAUUAUAGCUCGUCCUUACCCUUGGCCAGCAACCGCGUCUCACACGACCACCACUGGCCUUCGUCAUUUGACUUCUCCCCUUUCUUUCUUUCUCCCCGCUCUCCCCACUCCCCUAGCUUCACAAUGUCCAAGACAAGAGCACACCAAGCGCCCAAAAGCUUUGCCAAUGGGCACGGUAUUCUGUGUGCCGGUCUUCCCCGAACUGGCACAUCUUCUCUCAAAGCAGCUCUAGAGAUCCUUGGUAUCACUCCUGUCCACCACGCCCUUCACCUCAAAGACUUUAGAGAAUACUUCAACUGGGGCCGCGCAGCAUGGUGCACAUUUCCGUUUCUUCGUGAGCAGAGUCGCGAUAGUCGGCCCUGGUACAUCGACGAUGAAGAUCCAUUACUUCCCUGGGGCAGAAGCCAAUGGGAUGAGCUUAUUGGCCGUCAGCGCGCAAUCACAGACGUUGCCAGUCUCUUUAGCGAAGAUAUCAUCGCUUGCUACCCAGAAGCAAAGGUCAUCCUUGUCGAACGUUCGUUGGAUUCAUGGACUGGAAGUUUUGGAGAGUCUUUCCUAGACCACUGGUUGUUCGGCUUUGAUGACUGGUUCCUCACCACGCUUUCAAACUGGGUUGGGUACCGCAGAAUGACCGGUCUUCGGGAUACUUUCCACGGCUGGAUCGGUGCCUCUAGCCGCAGUGGAGCGUAUAAGAGUCUGCCAGAUCUUCAUGCAGAGCAUCACGCAAUGGUCCGCGCGCGAGUUCCCAAAGACCAGCUCCUUGAUUUCAACCUCAAGGACGGCUGGGAGCCUCUCUGCAAAUUCCUCGAUGUUCCGGUGCCAGACAUGCCCUUCCCCCAUGUCAACGAGCGCGAGUCUUUGCUUCGCCAACUCAGGUUUCGCAAAAUGCUUGUCAUUUACGGCCUCAUCACAAAGCUUGGCAGCUGGAUGUUGACCGCGGGCUUGGUUGUGGCUGCCAUCAAAGGCGCAUCUCGUGCCGGGUGGUUUCCUAUACUCGCCCGUUACAGAGACAUAGUCACAAACUAUCUCCUUCACUAAGACCAACCAACCAAUCAUUUCACACACCAAUCUCUCCGUCGAGAUUUCUUUUUCUCGAACAGUUAUUCUUAUCAUACUCUUCUUCAUUCUUUAUUCUCUUUUUUUUCAUAUUUGUCAGAACAGCGCUGCAUUGAGCCACUUGGAAGGGGCGUAUAUUUUGGAUGUACCUGUACAUAGAUAUAGCAUGCACAAAUGCACAUCACGCUAGCAGUACUAGCCUUGUUUUCUCCUCGUUCAACAACCCUCACAUGAAGCGCUCUCCACUACUCCAAUUGUUACGGCUGCCUACCCCAUUGCUCCGGCUUGUGGAUUGCCUAGACCGAAGCCCUGCACUCUGUUGAUCCUAAAAGGGAGUGGCUUCAAGGCAAAUGCAUUUGAUGAUGCGAGUUAGCCCCCAAAACUUGCAGGGCUCUUCGCAGCAAAGAUCACCCAAAUACAUCGAGAGCCGGCCGAUCACCGACCUGCUGCAUCCCAGUGGCAACGAAACGGUGUAGUGUUUUCCCGUAUUCAUUCGCAACAUUGCUCCUCUAGUGGUGCAGCUUCCUCGAAAUUCGGCCCUUCUAGCUCACAAUGGCGGAGGUGGUGUAAAUCCUACACCCCGCACUGAUGCACAUCAUUACAAAGUUCCACAGAGCAAGCCUCCUCUUUCCACAAACCAAAGUCCCAUGCAUUGAUGCCUUGUUAUGACUAUUGCUUUUGUAAGAAUACGACUAGUUCAUGACGCUCUUCUACCAAGGCAGUCUGCUUCUCGGCCGACGAUCUCAUCUUGACGGCAUGGGCAGUAAGCACAUCUCCACGACAUCGUUCAGCAGGUAUCGCCGGAAGCGUAGUUCCGUAAGGCUGUACGCCUCGGAAUAAGCACUCCGCAAAGUCCCGCUUACAGAUAUCUCGCUGAUCCACUACUUCCCUUGUUGAGGGAACACCAGACAGGCAUCGCGCGGCUCGUGAAAAAGUCGCCGUGCGAGGCUGCGAGCCUGUUGAGAGCCCUAUAGGCCCCCAAUUGGCCCAGCUGAAGGUACGCGUACACACCGUCGGUCCGUUAUUCCAGCAGAUAAGGGCUGAUGCUCAAAGCAUUUCGAAUCGAAUAAUGGUCACUGCUGCGGACCUCAAUGAAGAGACACAGUCUCAGAAGUAUAUAGACCCCUUACCCAGACGACGAAUAUAGGAUAAUUUAUUCCUGAUGAUUAAAUUAUACAUAAUUCUUCAGGCA